Messenger RNA from Vicia villosa (hairy vetch), 909 nucleotides. RefSeq lists its product as uncharacterized. Bases 1 to 909 code for a protein of 302 amino acids. The transcript has a single exon. Lineage: Eukaryota; Viridiplantae; Streptophyta; Magnoliopsida; Fabales; Fabaceae. The record is from RefSeq and is a predicted model, not a curated record.
AUGGACAAUUGCAAGUUUGUUUUAGGUGAUGGUUAUAAUAUAUCCUUUUGGCACUCAAAGUGGCUAGAGUCAAGGAGCUUGAGGGAGUUGUUUCCGAUGGAGUAUGCUUGUUCGAACUUGAAAUACGUGUCGGUGGCGGGGAUGGGAGGGUGGAGAACGAACGGAUGGGUGUGGGACAGGUUUGGUUUGGACGUGGCUGGGAGUGUUGGGGCGGACAGCAUGGUCCAGAAUAUUGCGGAUAUGUUGCAGCAGGUGCAGCCGGUUCCGGAAGUAAGGGACGGCGUCAUUUGGUUGGCGGAUCCGGAUUACUCCUUCACGGUACGUAGUUGUUAUGAUUUGUUUAAUUUCUACCAUCUUCCGCGAGGACCGGAUCUUCAUCUUGUAAGAGUUUUCUCCCUCAUUUGGAAAUUGGAGAUUCCUAUUAAAAUUAAGUUCUUUGGAUGGAGGUGUUUGCUUGAUAGGUUACCAACUAGGGACUUACUCUUGUAUAGAGGAAUUCCUAUCUCUUCUCCUAAUGUUUGUGUUUUUUGUGAGAUGGAGAAGGAGUCUUUGUCCCACACAAUUUUUUGUUGCCGUUUUUCUCGCUUGGUUUGGAAAGAUUUGGCUUCGUGGAUUGGUUUUACCGAGUUUCUUUUCGUGGAUGUUUGGAGUAGUUUCGAUGAUUGGCAUUCCUUUUGUAAAAAUAGGAAAGUGAAACCGGGUAAGGAAGGAAUUUUUUGGGCUGAAAUAUGUUGGUCUUUGUGGAAGGUGAGGAACGGUAUAAUUUUUCGGAAUGAUCCGUGGAGCGUUUCCGACAUUAUUUGGAACAUCAAAGAGCUUACUUGGAGAUGGUCCUUCAUUGGGAAAAUUACCCGAACCAAUUACAAUUUCUAUGAGUUUCUCAAUAAUCCUUUGUUGUAUUUUUCAUAG